Messenger RNA from Closterium sp. Naga37s-1, 921 nucleotides. The record is from the annotation of a GenBank genome assembly. Lineage: Eukaryota; Viridiplantae; Streptophyta; Zygnematophyceae; Desmidiales; Closteriaceae.
AUGCCUGGGGGUGCUACUACUGGGGGUGCUGAGCCUGGGGGUGCUGAGCCUGGGGGUGCUACGCCUGGGGGUGCUGAGCCUGGGGGUGCGGAGCCUGAGGGAGCUGGGCCUGCUCGUGUGGCGUCUGGCGGUGCUGAGCCUGGAGGUUCUCCGGGUGCUUCGUCUCGGCGGGAGCCACUCUCUCCACAGGAGCUGCGCGAGUGGUUUGCCCGGCGCUGGAGGCGUGCUGCUGGAGCUGGAGGUUCUUCGGCUGCUGAGGGUACUGGUGCCGCGGGUCCCGGUGGUGCUCGUACUGGGAGUACUGGAGCUGCUGGGCCUGCGGGUACGACUGGAGCUGGAGCUGCUGAGGGUGUUGGCGCUGAGGCUACUGCUGUCGGUCCUGGAGGCGGUCCUGCUGGGGGUGCUACUGGUGCUGCUGGAGGUACUGGAGCUGGAGGUGCUGGUGUUGUCCCUGCUGUGUCUGGAGUCGCCGCGCGGCCUCGGCCGUACUUCGUUCCACUCCUUCAGCAGGUUCUUGGUCUCCCGCCUUCUACUGGUCCUCCUCCUCCCUUAGAGUGUCCACAGCCUGUCCCGUCACAGUUACAGUUACAGCCGGCCUCCCCACUGCCCCCUCCUUCUCCCUACACUGGUCCUACUGGAGGUCAUGCUGAGCGUCGUGAGCCUGCGUCUCGCCCUGCGUCGCCUGUCCGUGCUGCUCGCACUAGUGGUCGUGGUUCGCGUCAGCGUCCUCCUCCUGUCCCUGGCACGCACCGGAUGUCUCUGCGUCCGUCCACUGCUCCUCUGCGUGCCCCUUUGCCUUCUCCUCCUGAGUCCUCACUUCCUGCUCUUCCUGACCCGGAGUCGGACUCUCUUCGUGCUGCCAGUCCUACUGUCACGCCUCGUCGACUUUGCUGCUCGCUGUCGUCUAGACUACGCUGCUAG